AUGGGACCAAAGAAGAAGAAGAAAAGUAAGAAGAAGCCCAAGAGCAAGCGCGGAAAAAACAAGCCUACUGGUUUCGAGGAAUACUAUGUCGACGCUCCUAUGACCCCGGAGCAGUUUGAAGAGGAGAAGAGUAUUUAUGACGUUCGAAUUGAAGAUGCCCUGCUGCGCUACAUGAAAAACCGCCGCAUCGAGAGUGACCGACGCCAUAUCUUCAUGAAGUAUCUCACCUACGGUGGUGUGGAAGUUGGUCCCAAAAUGUUUGCCGGCGUGGAUGAACAGGAUAUGAAGGAAAUGGACAACGAGCAGAUCCUGAUUGCUAGAGCCCAAACAAGCAUCAACCAUGAGAAGCUGAACCUGCUUGUUGAUUUUGACGCCGUGGUCAAAGGCUACUUGACUUCUUACUUCCCGUACUUCUUUAAUCCCGAAACUGAAGAGACGAUCAAGCUGGGUACUGUCACGAUCCGCAAUUUCCUGUCUUAUCUUCUUUAUCACGAUGUUUGCCCUGAGCACAACGAAAGCAUCGACGCGGCCCGAAGGUCAUGCGAUAUCGCCUCUAAAGAACUCUGGGAUAACCAGCAAUUCACAGUCAAGGCGCCUGGGGACUUCAACGCCGCUUGCUCCACCCUCUUUGGGGGCUUCCUCUACGAUAUGUAUGUGGAAGACGAUAAGUGGCAGAAUCCAAAAGAUAAUGGCGUGCGGAUGACCAGAGACAUUGCUCGCAAAGUGGUUAAAUUUGCCCUGGCUGGUGCUGGUUCCAAUGAGCAGGCCCAGCGAUUUCGGGAUCUUGCAAACAGCAAUGCCCUGCGUGCGAUGCUCGUGGAGGAUAUUCAUGGCUUUGAAGUCACCGCCGUGUUUCCGAUUGACCCUGACGUCAGGAACUUUUAUCAGGAGUAUGCCCCCGAUCUGCAUCCUGUCGGAAGAAUUACUGGCAGAGCAUACUUUGACCCCGGCAAGCCGGCGUAUGAUCUGAGCCAGGAAGAACGUCUGGAAUGGGCGCUUGGCAACAUACAGAUGCCCGAGUUUGAAUUUUUCCUGGAGGAAGAAUUGCUUAAGCAUUGCUAUCCUGGCAUGAAAAUCAUGACCUCGGUGUGGGAACUGAACUGCGGCUUGCAUUUCUUCGAGGAUAUUCAGACCGCGUACUGUUCUAUCUACACGGUCCUUUGCAACGAUCUCAUGUUGGGAUGGAAGAAACCAAGGGAUCUGACGAACGGAGAGGACGAUGAAGAGGACGAUAACGAUGCUGGUGAAGACAAAGAUGAGAAUGCGGGAAAUGGCGGGGCGACCAAGUGA
Messenger RNA from Aspergillus steynii IBT 23096, 1290 nucleotides. RefSeq lists its product as uncharacterized. Gene Ontology annotation, biological process: regulatory ncRNA-mediated gene silencing. The record is from RefSeq and is a predicted model, not a curated record. Lineage: Eukaryota; Fungi; Ascomycota; Eurotiomycetes; Eurotiales; Aspergillaceae. Bases 1 to 1290 code for a protein of 429 amino acids. The transcript is spliced from 4 exons. Gene Ontology annotation, cellular component: ARC complex.